This is a messenger RNA of Pseudonaja textilis, 2473 nucleotides long. RefSeq names its product kinesin light chain 2 (gene KLC2). Gene Ontology annotation, molecular function: kinesin binding. The record is from RefSeq and is a predicted model, not a curated record. Lineage: Eukaryota; Metazoa; Chordata; Lepidosauria; Squamata; Elapidae. Gene Ontology annotation, biological process: microtubule-based movement. Gene Ontology annotation, cellular component: cytoplasm; kinesin complex.
GCCGGGAAGGAUGUGAGUCCGCCGGCUGGAUAGACGCACCGGUCGAGCCGGGGCUGCGCGCGCAGGUUGGGCGAUGGCCACCAUGCUCUACCCCCGGGAGGAGAAGCUGGAGAAGAUGAGCCAGGAUGAGAUCGUGCUGGGCACCAAGGCCGUGGUGCAAGGCCUGGAGACGCUGCGCAGCGAGCACCACUCCCUCCUGGCCGCUUUGCUGGACACCGUCAGCCGCCUGGAACCACCGCCACAACAGCUGCCGCACGAAAGCAGCGCUGCCCAAGAGAAGGCCCUGCUCCUGAGGAAGUCCCUGGAGGCCAUCGAGCUGGGCCUCGGAGAAGCCCAGGUGAUCAUCGCCCUCUCCAGCCACCUGAGCGCCGUGGAAUCGGAGAAGCAGAAGCUCAGAGCUCAGGUGCGGCGCCUGGUGCAGGAAAACCAGUGGCUGCGGGACGAGUUGGCCGCCACCCAGCACAAGCUGCAGCGGAGCGAGCAGUCGGUGGCGCAGCUGGAAGAGGACAAGAAACACCUGGAAUUCAUGAACCAGAUUAAAAAGUUCGACGAGGACGUCUCCCCUUCGGAUGAGAAAAACGGCGAGGCAGCAAAAGAUACCUUGGACGAUCUAUUUCCUAACGAGGAUGACCAGGGUCCAGGGCCAACCCACCACAGCGGAGAGUCGGCAGCCCAGCAGGGCGGCUACGAGAUCCCGGCCCGUCUACGGACCUUGCACAAUCUGGUGAUCCAGUACGCUUCGCAGGGGCGCUACGAAGUGGCCGUCCCGCUCUGCAAGCAAGCUUUGGAGGACCUUGAGAAAACCUCGGGCCACGAUCACCCCGAUGUGGCGACAAUGCUGAAUAUUCUCGCACUGGUGUACAGAGACCAAAAUAAAUACAAGGAAGCCGCCCACCUUCUCAAUGAUGCUUUGGCUAUCCGGGAAAAGACCCUGGGAAAAGAUCACCCAGCUGUGGCUGCCACACUCAACAACUUGGCCGUCUUGUACGGGAAACGAGGAAAAUAUAAGGAAGCCGAACCUCUGUGCAAGAGGGCCCUGGAGAUUCGCGAGAAGGUGCUUGGAAAGUACCACCCCGAUGUAGCCAAACAGCUGAACAAUCUGGCCCUCCUUUGCCAAAACCAGGGGAAGUACGAGGAAGUCCAGUAUUAUUAUCAGCGGGCCCUAGAGAUCUAUGAAUCCCGCCUGGGCCCCGACAAUCCAAACGUAGCCAAGACGAAGAACAACCUGGCCUCUUCUUACAUCAAACAAGGAAAAUACAAGGAAGCCGAAACUCUCUACAAGGAGAUCCUGACCCAGGCGCACGAGAGGGAAUUCGGAUCGGUCAACGGUGACAAUAAACCCAUCUGGAUGCACGCCGAGGAACGGGAAGAAUGUAAGGAUAAGUACCGAGAAAACAGCGCCCCUUACAGAGAGUAUGGCAGCUGGUAUAAAGCCUGCAAGGUAGACAGCCUGACCGUCAACGCCACCCUAAAAAGUUUGGGAUCCCUAUAUCGGCGCCAGGGCAAAGUGGAAGCCGCCGAAACGCUGGAAGAAUGUGCCCAAAAGUCGCGUAAACAGGGCAUGGACGCUUUCAACCAAAGCAAAAUCGUGGAGCUUCUAAAGGACGGGAACCGUGCCGAACAGCGACCGAACCGCGACGGGGCUCCCGGCGCCAGGAAGUGCGAGAACGAGAAUGAAUCAGAAGAAGGCAUAGCUGAAUGGUCUGGGGUGGGCUCCGGAGCCCUGCGCCGCAGCGGCUCUUUCGGGAAACUGCGAGACGCUUUGCGACGGAGCAGCGAGAUGCUGGUUAAGAAGCUCCAAGGGAGCAGCCCCCAAGAACCGAGGAACCCUGGGAUUAAAAGGGCCAGUUCGCUCAACUUCCUGAACAAAAGCGUAGAAGAAGAGCCCAGCCAGGUCUCCGGCAACCUCUGCGACAGCCGAGCCUUAAGCUCCAGCAACGUCGACCUGCCACGCCGAAGGUCCCUGAUGGCGUGACGUGGGUGUCGUCCGUCCCCCCCAUCCCCCCACCCACCCACCCACCACUCUGUCUCGGGCUGGGUCGGGGGGCAGGUUCGGACAUCAGGACCACAUCGGGGCUGCUUCGAGCUUCUGCCUGGAGCCUCAUCCUCCGACAAUUCCCCACCCUGUUCAACAUUGCGCUCCCGCCAUCGCAGCCCGGAGGCAUAGCGGUACCUCACGUUUCCCCCCCACCUUCGCGGGCACCGCGGGCACCCCACAAGCACGCCAUAGCCCCCCACCCUCAUAUCCACAGUCUUCCUCCCCCACCUUCCCACCCCCCCAGCAUGCUGCCGCCGCAGUGCUCUGGCCACCUACUUCUUAAGUCCAGGUGAAGGCAGGGCGUCUCAGCGAUGCGUCGCCACAACACACCACGAACUGCAUUUUUGGGGUGCCAAGGGGGACACACACACACACACACACAAAGCUGCAUGAUUUGUCAAGGCCUCUUCCCGGGAAUGUGGCAGGCAAGGAGCU